AUGAUGGGCCUUGUAACUGGUCGCCGUAGGGCUACAUCUACUGCUAGCAGCAAAUCUUCUGGUGAUGCCACCCAGGAUGUCGCCGAGGACGAUACACUCGUUGUUGAGCCCGACCAGGGAAACGUCCUGUCGCAUAUCAUCUCGCAGCUCAGACCCGGCGCCGAUCUUAGCAGAGUUGUCUUGCCAACCUUCAUCCUCGAACCUCGCAGCAUGUUGGAACGGAUAACAAAUUUCAUGUGCCAUCCCGAGAUGCUCCUACCCAUCCCCGAAAUCGAUGACCCGGUACAGAGAUUCGUGGCGGUAGUUAAGUUCUACCUAAGUGGCUGGCAUAUCCGCCCUCCGGGUGUCAAGAAGCCGCUGAACCCCGUCCUUGGCGAGAUUUUUACCUGCUACUGGGACUUCCCCGACAAGACGCGAGGCUACUACAUCUCCGAGCAAACAUCACACCAUCCUCCCAAGUCGAGCUACUUCUACAUGGUUCCUGGCCAUAACAUCAGAGUUGAUGGCACACUCAAGCCUCGAAGCAAAUUCUUGGGCAACUCUGCCGCGAGUAUGAUGGAGGGUAUCGCAAUCUUGAGUCUUCUGAAUCGAGGCAAGGAUCCUCAGAGGGGAGAGCGAUACAUUCUCACUCAGCCCAACAUGUACGCAAGAGGAAUAUUGUUUGGCAAGAUGAAAUAUGAAUUGGGAGACCACAGUUAUGUGCGAUGCCCCGAACUCGACCUUGUGGCCGAUGUCGAGUUCAAGACAAAGGGCUGGGUCAGCGGUACCUACAACGCCAUCGGUGGAACUAUUCGGAGGGAAAGUACCGGCGAAAUCCUCUACGAGCUGUCGGGUCUAUGGAGCGAAGAGAUGUACUUGCGAGAUGUAAAGACUGGGCACAAAGAGAUGUUCUUCAACGCUUUGCACGCAAAAUCUAGCCCUCCGAUUGCACGCCCGAUUGAAGAGCAAGAAGAACGGGAAUCACAAAAGAUUUGGGCUGCGACAGCCAAGGCGGUCAAGGAACGAAACCACGAACUGGCCACUAUCGAGAAAACCAAAAUCGAAGACCAACAGCGCGAGGAGGCCGCCAAGCGAAUCAAUGACGGCGUAGAAUGGCAUCCGCGCCUUUUCCGGAUGGUCAGGGGAGGCCCUGGCGGCUCUGAAGAGGGCGAAGAGGACCUCGAGUGGAUCAUCAAUGCAACAAUAGAUGGGGAUACUCCAGAGAAGCAGGCUGAGCAGAUCAUGGCGAUUUAUCCCAUUUUGAAAGGUCAGCGGUUCGUUGAGAAGAACACCAUCCCCCCUCGAACUCCCGUAGCGAGUCCCAGUAAAGAAGCCCAUCCUCCCGUCCCAACGAUAGACCACGAAAAGCUGGAUCACAAGGAAGCUGCUGCGGGGUCAGAGCCGGUAGAUACGGCACCAAAGGUGCAUCCGCCGUUGGAACCUUCCCAUGAAAGCACCACGGAGAUUCAAAAGCUGCUUGUCGCUACGGGUGCCGUCGCUAAAGAGGGACCUCUGAUCGAUUUCCACGAAGACAUGGCUAAAGAUUUGCCUCCUAUCAAGAAGGUCGACACGGACGAUUCGCAUGACGAGUUUGUGGAUGCACAGAACUAAAGGUCUGUCAGUUCGCAUGAAUACCAACCGACAUAUUACUGGUCAUGCUGUGGGACAAACGUGUAAUUUUAUCUAAGAUACCUCUGAUCAUUUGCAUAUCUGCUUUUCCCCCUUUUCGAAAUGGCGAGUGUCUGGGUCACCCAUGAGGUCAUAUAUAGGUCCGUAUAAUCCUACCUCUGCCCUGACACUGAGGAUAACACCGACUUGGUCACCAAGUUCCGGAAUUACCUGUUGCCAAUCAUGAUGCGGAAGAAGAGAAUCAAUGCCACUUGCUCUUCAGUAUCGUGUACAAAUGGAGAAGUGACUAUGAGGUGAUUGAAUCUGCGUUUCGCCCAACAAGUUCGGAUACCUAUCGGCACCUAGAUUUUCGUUUUGUGAUUGAUGCGAGACGCUGACGCCACCGGGCCUUAACUUUUUCACUGUCAGAAUCGGUACGUCGAGCAUAAA
Neurospora tetrasperma FGSC 2508 is the source of this 2037-nucleotide messenger RNA. RefSeq lists its product as uncharacterized. Lineage: Eukaryota; Fungi; Ascomycota; Sordariomycetes; Sordariales; Sordariaceae. The transcript is spliced from 8 exons. Gene Ontology annotation, molecular function: sterol binding. Gene Ontology annotation, cellular component: intracellular membrane-bounded organelle; membrane; cytosol. The coding region runs from base 1 to 1590 and encodes 529 amino acids. The record is from RefSeq and is a predicted model, not a curated record.